Molecule: messenger RNA, 2651 nt
Organism: Elaeis guineensis (African oil palm)
Lineage: Eukaryota; Viridiplantae; Streptophyta; Magnoliopsida; Arecales; Arecaceae
Product: glycosyltransferase BC10
Cellular component (GO): membrane
Molecular function (GO): glycosyltransferase activity
Source: RefSeq, a predicted model, not a curated record
GGGCCGCGUGGAAUGCGCGAGAGAGGCGAGAAAAACAAAAGAAGGAAAGAAAGAUGGGAGCAUUAAGCAAGCGGAGAGGGUAGGGGGAUUUAGAACCGGACCGGCAGCACUCCCGUAGUCCCCACCACACCAACCCCAUAUAGUUUAAAUCACCACCCAAAAAGAAGAAAGGAGUACCGCAACAACGCCAACGCUGUACCAAUACCACCAAUACCAGGACGAUUCCCAGUAGUAACAGUAUAAGAAUUGAAGAAGAAUAGAAAGGGUUUAUUUGGCGGCAAGGGAAGGCAACAGGAAGCCGUGGUGACAAAGGGGAAGGAAUAGAAAGAGAGAGACGUGACGUCCGGGACGAUGAUCGCCAACUGAAUUUAGAUGGCGUUGUUUUAAUAAAUGCGAAAGGCUCCUCCUCCUAGUCGUUUCUUUCUUUCUUCUUGGCCGUGACGCUGACGGUGACGGUGACGGUGGCGACGAUGACGACGACGAUGAAGAAGAGGCUGCCGCCAUCUUCGUCGCCGUCGAUCCGGCAGCACUUCUGGUUGGGGCUGCAGCUGGUGCUGUCCCUCUCCGUCCUUGUCUGCGUCCUCGCCCUUCUCCGCCUCAAUUCCCAAUCCCAAUCCUCUCCCGCCGCCUUCUCGCCCCUUCGACGGCCCUCCUCCUUCUCAGGGCCUCCCAAGAUCGCCUUCCUGUUCCUCGCUCGCUCAAAUCUUCCCCUCGAUUUCGUCUGGCACGCGUUCUUCCAGAAUGCCGACGAGGAAAACUACUCCAUUUACAUCCAUUCCGAGCCAGGUUUCGUCUUUGAUGAGUCGACCACGAGAUCCCCCUUCCUCUACGGCCGUCAGCUCAAGAACAGCGUCAAGGUGGUGUGGGGAGAGUCGAGUAUGAUUCAAGCUGAGCGCUUGUUGCUUGCAACCGCCCUCGACGAUCCUGCGAACCAACGCUUUGCUUUAAUCUCUGACAGCUGUGUUCCUCUUUACAACUUCAGCUAUAUAUAUAGCUACUUGAUGUCUUCUUCACAAAGUUUUGUGGACAGCUUUCUUGACAAAAAGGAAGGACGCUACAAUCCCAAGAUGUCUCCUGCCAUUCCAAAAGACAAAUGGAGAAAAGGAUCCCAGUGGAUAACCUUGGUUAGAAGACAUGCCGAGGUUGUCGUUGCUGACAAUGUUAUCUUUCCAACAUUCAAGAGAUAUUGCAAGCGACAAACAGAACUAGACUUUGGGAGAAAGCAAAUUAUUAAUGCAGCAGCUCAGAAGCAACAUGAUUGUAUUCCAGAUGAACACUAUGUGCAGACAUUACUAUCUAUGAGUGAGCUUGAAGAUGAACUAGAGCGAAGAACCUUGACUUAUACUUCAUGGAAUCAAUCUUCAAAUGAUAAGGAAAAGCAAAAUUGGCAUCCUAUGACUUUUGAAUAUGCUGAUGCAGGCCCUCAGCACAUAAAGGAAAUAAGGAAUAUUAACUACGUAUACUACGAGACAGAAUACCGAACAGAAUGGUGCCAGUGCAAUGCUACAUUUGUUCCAUGUUUCUUGUUUGCAAGGAAAUUCUCACGGGGUGCUGCCAUGCGCCUUCUGAAUGAGGGAUUAGUUGGGCCUUUUGAUGCUUCUACUUUGUUAUUUAGUUCCUCAUGAUCGUAAUCUCUUUCUUCCAUACAUCUAAUUCUACACAGCAAGUAGCAUGGCACUCACCCAGCUGGGCCAUCUCAGCCUUUGCAACUUACAUGACGCUAACAUCACAGCAGCAAAAGUAGGGAUGACCUGCGAUUGCCAAAUAAUCUACGACCAUCAAAGCGGCAACACAUUCCUCUAUACAGACUGAGGAUAGCAAGAAGCGUACUGUCUGACCGAUUGGGUACAAAGUCUGAAACAGUUAUUUAUCAAUCAGAUCCGUUCUUGGACAAGAUGAUGCGGGACAACACGGCAUGCAACAUUUAUAGCGGAGCAUGGCAAAAGCGGAGAAGCUAUCACUCGGAUUUAUGCUAUUACUAGAUUAUGAAGAGAGGAUUUGUGGUUAGCUACCUACCAAGCUGUCAGGACAAGGACUGCUAUAUAUGAGUUAAAUCAUUACUACUAAUCAAUUUUUCUUUUUUCGGCUGGUUGAUCAUGCUUCAACGCGAGCAGUUCCAUGUCUUAACAUGGCAUUUCCUGUUGCGCAUUUUCCGAAUAUCUUGGUUUUGAGACUAUACGUCUAGUGGUAAAUGGGCAAGUGAUUGAUCUGUUGGAAUUCUUUGGUUUCCUAACUAUUGUCUCUUAGUAUGUGAAAUGGGACUCACCUAAUGACGCAGCUCUGCCGCUUCCCUUGUUUGAAGGACAUUAAAAAUUUCUAUAAGCAGAUUAGGUUUGGAUUUGGUUGUUGGUUCUAUUGCGGCUAACUCCCCAUCGUCUAUCAUCAGGAAUGAACAUCUGCAAAACAGCGUACGCAUGGAUCAGAUUUGUGUUCGGCGGAGAUCCUUCGAUGUUUAAAUCAGAGAGGAAAGUUGGUAAACAGGAGUUGAAUGUAAACAGUAGUAGAGUUUUGAUCCAGCGUAAGCUUACCAGCUCUGUUUCCUUACUCUCUUUUUAUAGAUGAGGUUGUUGUAAUCGUUGAAUAUGGUUUCAUAUUUUAUGGCAUUAAAUCAUCGGACCAUAAUCAUGUAAUGGAUCGUUAAUUUUCACUCA